Molecule: messenger RNA, 600 nt
Organism: Hansenula ciferrii
Lineage: Eukaryota; Fungi; Ascomycota; Saccharomycetes; Phaffomycetales; Wickerhamomycetaceae
Exons: 1
Coding region: 1-600 (199 amino acids)
Source: RefSeq, a predicted model, not a curated record
AUGAAAUUAUCAAUCAUAGGAUUUUUUGAAAAUUUAAGAUAUUUGGAAAUUUUGGAAAGACAUUGCCCUCAUAAUUUAAAUGAUCCUUCAAAGUAUAAUCCUUUUGUUAUUGGUUAUUCAGAUUUACCUGGGAAAGUGAGAUCAGUAAGAUUAUUAAUAUACGGCCCAAAAUUAAAUGUUAUAAAAUCCAAAGGACGUAUUUUUAAGAGUUUUACACUUGCAAAUUGUCCAUCUUUGGAAGAAUUAUCAAUUGUUCACAAUGUUAGUGUUGUGGAUGAUUUACCUUCAUUGAAAAUAUUGAGAAUAUUAGAUACCAAUAAAGCAUAUGGGAUUGCUUUAAAAGCAUCAAAUUUGAGAAAAUUACAAUAUCCAUUAAAAGCUGAGUUUUUAUAUUUAGAUACACCAUUAUGUUCAACUUCUCAUGAUACAGAAGAUGUUGAAAUGUAUGAAAUUGGUGAUUAUGAAGAGAUGAAUGAAGAUCCAUCUGAUGGAAUUAAAAUAAUGUAUCAAGAUCUCUUAGAUGAGUUUCCAAAUGGAUCUCUUAUGAAUAUGUCUCAUGGUUUUCCUUAUUGUGGUUUUCAAGGUCCUACAUUCAAAUAA